Molecule: messenger RNA, 3467 nt
Organism: Girardinichthys multiradiatus
Lineage: Eukaryota; Metazoa; Chordata; Actinopteri; Cyprinodontiformes; Goodeidae
Gene: letmd1
Product: LETM1 domain containing 1
Exons: 9
Coding region: 90-1190 (366 amino acids)
Biological process (GO): intracellular monoatomic cation homeostasis
Cellular component (GO): mitochondrial inner membrane
Molecular function (GO): ribosome binding
Source: RefSeq, a predicted model, not a curated record
UUAGCUUUUAGUGUAUUUACGGUAAAGGAUCAGCGCUCAGCCUUUCCCGUUUACCGGCGUCAUUACGGUAACGGUUCUGCCUGUCAAACAUGGCGCUUUCCUGUUCAAGGCUACGCAGCCGGUUGUCUUUGAUCCGACUGAGUGGUCUGAACACAAACAGGAUAACAAAUGGCUUUUAUCUUCAAGAAUUAUCCUGCCAGUCCAGGUCUGUCUCUAAAAUGUUGCCUUUGUGCAGACAUUACACUUCUUCGAAAGUUAGACGAAGUAUUGGACGAUAUGUUUCCUCCAGACUCCAGUGGGCAAAUGCCAAAUAUGAAGGCUUCCUGAAAAGGCGAUUUCCUCGAUUUUUCCUGCUUUACCACACCUUUAUGGAGGGGUUCAAGAUGUUGUUCCAAGAUGCCAGAGAUGUGAGGAGGAUAAAAACCAAAAUGCUGGUUGAUAGAGUAAAGUUCCAGGAUUUAAACUACAGGGAGAUGGAAAAACUCAGACAGUUUCGCAAAGACUUAAUUAAGGCCAUCCCACUUGUGAUUAUAUGCAUUCCUCCCUUUGCAAACUACAUCGUUUUUGUCCUGAUGUACUUUUUCCCUCGUCAGCUCCUGAUUCCUCAUUUCUGGACCCAUCGGCAGCAGUUGGAGUUUCGCAGAUUGUACCAUUCCCACAGGGCUCAGCAACACCAACCAGUGCUCAAAGAGCUCGAGUAUACGAGCCACCAGGUCAAAAAUGGCCACCUGCAAAGUCUUCUGAAGAACCUUUGCGCUAAGGUGCAAAGUGGAGGAAACCCUAAAGUGUCUGAAAUCCUCGCAGUCAGAAGCCUGUUCUCUGGAGCCCCGCUGGCUAUAAAUACAUUGAAUAAUAAUCAUAUGAGAUACAUCAGUCCCCUCCUCUUCCUGACCCCUCGUCUCCCCGGUUUCCUGAUUGGUCGACGGCUGAACAGCCACGCCCUGGAGCUGUUCCAGCUGGAUCGAGCCCUCAGCCGACUGGGCCCUCACCAGCUAAGUGAAUCUGAACUAAAACAGGCUUGUUAUGUAAGGGGGAUCAAUGCUGACAGUCUUGGUACCAACCAGUCUCGUGAGUGGUUGUCCCAGUGGCUUCAGGUGUCCUCUGCAUUGAAAGAGUCAGAAGUGUCACUUCUUUUGCACUGCAUCGUACUCCUGUCUGCAAACUACCCCGGCGCUUCAAGCCACCACUGACAGGAAGCCUGCUUCUGUGACUAUGGUCACUGUUGUAUUGCAUUUCACAACCUCCUAAGAGUUGUCAACAUCUCCAUAAUGCAAACGAAAAAGGAGAAAUACAGAUAAUUUAUUUGCAACAUUAGGUUCAAAAGAAAAACUAACACAGGAACAAACAGAGCCUAUAAAGAUAUCAUGUCAAAUGGGCUUUAUCAGAGAGAACAGCUGUGUUUGUUCGCAGUUUUGAUCGUUAGCAGGAAGUUUAAUUACCUUUGAUGCACUUCACUACUGUGCCUUGCAAAAGUAUUUGCACCCAUUUAAUUUUUCCACAUUUAUUCGCUUUAGAGCCUCGAACCUCAGUGUACUUUAUUUGGAUUUUUAUGUUAUAGACCAACACUAAAUCGAGCCCAAAUGUGGAGGGAAAGAGAUACUUGUUUGUCUCUGACAAUUCUUUGCUAAAUUUCUGAAGCUCGGUCUGAACGAAUGGGAAUUAUCUGUGAAUAUGACUUUUUCCAGACUUGUAACAUAUUCUUAGGUCUGGACUUUGACUAGGGCAUUGUGACAUGAAAAUGCUUUGAUCUAAACCAUUCCAUUGUUGCUCUGUGGGGUCGUUGUCCUGCUAGAACAUGAACUUUGCUUCAGUCUGAAGUGUCUAACGGGUUUUCAUCCAAAAAUGUCCUGUAUUUAGCUCCAUCCGUCUCUGACCAGCUUUUCUGUCCCAGAUUACAAGCAUCUCCACAACAUGCUGCUGCCACCACAUUUCAUCCUGUGGAUGGCGUGUUCACAUAACAUGUUGCAUGAAGACCAAAAUGUUUAAUUUUGUUCACAUAUUACCUGGGCAGCUUUUUCACCUACAAUCUUUAAAGAGGAUUCUAUUUGCGACUCCUCUAUAAAGUGCUCAGCCAAUAAUUGUCCCGCCAAUAGUUUCUCUGGUUAUGGAUCUCUGCAGCUCAUCCAAAGUUCCCAGCCAUAUCUUGUUUGGUUUACAAUAAUACUCUUUUCAUUCUUGGAUGAUGGAUUGAAUGACACCCUGUAAAACAUUAUGUAAGAUAUUGUUUUAUAAGCCAACCCUACUUUAAGCUUCUCCCUGACCUGUCUACCCUGUUCCUCAUGUGUUUAUUAUGUGGUUUGUUCUCUAACAUUCUCUACAGAACAGCUGUAUUAUACAUAGAUCACUAAAUAUGAAGGCUGUUGGUUGCACUAGGUUUUAUUUAGGGGAUAAGAGUAAAAAGGGCAGAAAGUAUGUAUGCCGCACUUUUCAGAUUUUCAUUUGUAUCCUUUUACUUCCAUUUCACAAUUAUGCACUGCUUAGUGUUGGUCUAUCAUAUAUAAUCUAAGUAAAAAAUAAUAAACUUUGUGGUUGUAGUGGUCAAAAGGUUCAGGGGGUAUGAACACUUUUUCUUGGCACCGUAUAAAAACGACCAAUGUUGGGGUAAAACGAUCCUGCUAUCCUUCGUGUUUCUCAGGUCGUUACUGCUUUAAGAUAUACAUAGCUUCUGCUUUUGUCUGGGUGUGCACACUGUUGCACACCUUCAAAUACAAGUUUGGGAAACAAAGCUGAUUCUACUUGAUCAAAAAAAUAAAAGUUGUGGAACAUUUCAGAUGUAUUUCAGUAGUAAUAAAUGCAAGGACAGCUUUUAUGAGCAUUCAGAAUGUAUGGAUAUGUUGUCAUCAAACGUGCUGUAUUUUCUGAUGCUGUUACCUCACUUUGUGCUUUGUUUUCACUUUAUUUUCCAGUUUGGGUACUGCUGGUCAUGACAAAGCUGUUCAAGAGGAACAACUGUUUUCUUGUUUGAAAAAAAGCAGCAAUAAAUUACAUAAAAAUUACUUUUCUUGAGAAAAUACAGCGAUUGGGGGUCGGGGAGUCCAGCAGUAGAGACACUGAAGUAAGAAGUCUAACUUCAGAUAAAUAUUUGAAAAAGUAUUGGGCUGCAUCACACACAUACAUGCCUAUAGUUGUAAUUACACGUUACUGUUUACUUUUAUUACCCAUCAUUUUCUUCAUGUGGAGACUUUAGCUGACAGACAUAUCCUGAUUAAGGUUUCUAUUUUAGCACAAAGUGUCAUACAAGCUUUGCAGUGUGAGUGAAACUAAACAGAACAACACACCUGUUGCAACAGUACCUGGAGUAGUAAAAUCACACAGCAUCUGAAACACGAGUUUCUAAGGUUAUGUUCGAUUUGAGUCUCUUUUCUAAUAGUAAAUCAUUUGCUCAACAAGUUUUGAAUGUUGUGUUUUGGUGCCAAUAUUGCAUAUAAUGCUAGGGAACGCUUUUUGCAAUAAAUAUAUUCAUGCUG